This is a messenger RNA of Zasmidium cellare ATCC 36951, 1803 nucleotides long. RefSeq lists its product as uncharacterized. The record is from RefSeq and is a predicted model, not a curated record. NCBI's taxonomy places the organism in Eukaryota, Fungi, Ascomycota, Dothideomycetes, Mycosphaerellales, Mycosphaerellaceae. Gene Ontology annotation, cellular component: membrane. Bases 1 to 1803 code for a protein of 600 amino acids. Gene Ontology annotation, molecular function: amino acid transmembrane transporter activity. Gene Ontology annotation, biological process: amino acid transmembrane transport. The transcript has 5 exons.
AUGACUGCCUCGCUGUCAUUGGUCGAAUGUCUCUAUCAGGAGUCCAGCCUUGCCGACCACUGUCGAAAGCGCUUCUGUUGCUCUCGGGUCCUUAUCUUCGAUAACUCCCAAGCAGCAGUGCCGCGAGGUCUGGAUGACGCCUCCAGGAUACUUGAUGAUAAGCCACGGCUGGGCGGACAGCUUUGGCGCGUAGAAAGGAGACUUCAUAAUGGACGUGAUGCUCCCUCGUACAAAGAGAAGACAACAGACAAUGUCAACGACCUCACACAAGUGGAGAGCUGCAAGGUCGGAGAGACCAUAGCCACACACGCCGGCACCAAUAGACGUAUCAAAUCUCGUCAUGCUCAAAUGAUAGCCAUUGGAGGCUCUAUCGGCACCGGCCUUUUCGUCGGUUCAGGACAAGCUCUCGCAAUGGGCGGACCUGGCUUCCUGCUCGUGGCAUACUGCUUGACCUCACUCCUCGUGUAUGGUGUCGUUACUGCGGUCAUCGAAGUAGGCGCAUACCUACCUGUUGAAGGGGCGUCCAUGGCAUACUACUGCGGCCGAUAUGUUUCGAAAUCACUUGGAUUUGCUUUGGGCUGGUUGUACUUCUACUCGUUCGGAAUCAAUGCCUACGAGAUCACGGCUGCUAGUAUCGUCAUAAACUACUGGCCGAAUGAUGUUCCUGUUGCGGUCUGGAUCACAAUCAUGUUGGUCAUUAUCGUCGCCUUGAACUUGUCUCCGGUGGCUAUCUACGCGGAGACAGAGUUCUGGUUCGCGGGAAUCAAGGUGAUAAUGCUCAUCGGCCUCCUCAUACUCUCGAUCGUCCUAAUGUUGGGAGGUGGUCCUAACCACGAUCGAAUCGAGUUUACAUCCUUCUUGUAUGUCUGGGUGUUCGCUGGCUUCAGCUUUUACUUUGGGCCAGAGCUCAUGAUCUUUAUGACUGGCGAGAUGUACAACCCGAGGAAGAAUCUUCCGACUGCGGCCAGGAGAUUCUUCUAUCGACUGAUUUUCUUCUACGUCCUGGGAGCAAUAGCCAUUGGUGCUAUCUGCAACUCCAACGCGAAGAGCCUGACUUCAGGACAAGGCAAUGCCAAUGCUUCUCCUUGGGUUAUCGCCAUCCAAAACGCCGGCAUCUCGGUCCUCCCAUCCGUUGUCAAUGCCGGCAUCCUCACAAGCGCCUGGAGUGCCGGGAACUCAUACCUCUUCAUGAGCAGCAGAGCCCUCUUCUCCCUCGCAGUCGCUGGAGACGCCCCUCGUAUCUUCGCGAGAUGCACCAAAUACGGCCUGCCGAUAUACGCCGUUGCAGCAAGCAGCUGCUUUUGCCUGCUUGCCUACCUGAAUGUCAGUUCGCAAGCCGGCGAGGUCUUCAACUGGUUCAUCUCUUUGACCAAUACGGCGGGAUAUACCUCGUGGGCGGUCUGUUGUGUGAUAUUUCUACGCUUCCGGAAGGGCUGCCAGGCUCAAGGAGUCGAAGUCGCCUAUUCGUCUCGCUUUCAACCAUACGCUGCAUGGAUCUGUCUCCCGACCUUCGUCUUUCUGCUGCUGUGUAACGGAUUCACGGUGUUCUAUCCAGGGCGCUUUACGGCAAGCUCGUUCUUGACUACGUAUUUAGGAAUUCCAGUAUUCUUGCUCCUAUGGAUCGGACACAAGUUGCUCUUCAACAGGAAGGAGAAGUGGAUGUAUGCACCAACGGAGCUAGACCUUCACACCGGGCUUCGCGAAGUGGAAGACAGUGAAGAAAUGCAGGUCAAUGAGGAAAUCGAUAAUGGAGGCAAGCCAGGAAAUAAAGCGAUCAAGGCCGUGAAGGCUAUUUGGGAGUGA